This is a messenger RNA of Contarinia nasturtii (swede midge), 2234 nucleotides long. RefSeq lists its product as uncharacterized. NCBI's taxonomy places the organism in Eukaryota, Metazoa, Arthropoda, Insecta, Diptera, Cecidomyiidae. The transcript has 7 exons. Bases 275 to 2212 code for a protein of 645 amino acids. The record is from RefSeq and is a predicted model, not a curated record.
GUGAAAUUCGUUGUGUAUUCAAACAACAAUAAUGUGCAUUGUGUUAUUAUUUUUAUUAUUGCUGUUACCCGCAUAGCGCACAUCAAAAAAAAAGUCUAACGAAUCAAUCGAAUUGUAUCAAUAGUAAAUAAUUUAAUGAAUGAAAUGCGUGCGAACAUUCACGAAACCAGAAAUAAUAGAAAGAAGCGAAAAACCGAGAGUUUGUUCAUUAAAACAACAUUGUGAAUAUUGAAAACGAAAAUCACAUCAAGUGAACAGUAGCAUAACAUUGAAAAUGAAAAUGGGUUAUUGUGCCAAAGUUAGAAUUUAUAGUCAUAUUUAUUGUGUCAUUGUUGUCGCGUUAUUUCUAAGUAAACAAGUAUGUGAUGUGCAUGGUGCAUCAAAAGGUAGUUCUUGGCCAAGUAUGAAGACGUACGACAUUUGGGGUUCGCCUCAGAAUAAAGCGAUUCAACAUAGCGGCAGUGGCAGUACAAUGACUGCUUCAAAUGAUCUUGAGAUACAAGACUACCGCCACAAAACCAGUUUUCGAAAUGAGAAAGUGUUGAGCUUCUUUGCGCAGCCAAGUGAAGAUGAAUGCAAAUCAGAGGAUGGCUUACGAUCCGGUGUGUGUAUGAAUAAGUAUGAUUGCCAUCAAAAAGGCGGCACAGCAAAAGGACAGUGUGCACUCGGUUUCGGUGCUUGUUGUGUUUUUACGGCAACGUGUGAUCAAGAAAUUAAGAACAACAUCACAUACUUCAUAUCGCCUAACUUUCCGGCGCUCAUGUCAACCAACAUAAAAACAUGCAAACUCAAAAUAAAAAUGAUGUCCAGUGAUAUAAGCCAGUUGAGAUUCGAUUUUCAUCAUUUUUCCAUAGGUCAACCGAAUCGACAAACCGGAAAUUGUGACGGAGAUAUUUUUUCACUAUUUGGCGGAAGUUCCGGCAUGUUCAAACUCUGCGGAUAUAAUAACGGACAACACAUUUAUUAUGAUGUUCCAAAUCGAAAGGCACGUGAUGGAAAAACGCCGGCAGAUAUUGAUCUCGUUAUGAAUUUUACGAGUUCGUUUGCAACGGCCAGAUUUUGGGAAGUUCGCGUAUCACAAAUUCCAUUCAGUCAAAGAGCUCCCGCCGGUUGUUUGCAAUAUUUCUUCGGUGCUGACGGAAUUAUACAGACAUUUAAUUUUGCGGAAAAUGGGCGGCAUCUGUCAAAUCAAAAGUACAAAGCAUGUAUACGUCAAGAAUCAAAAAUGUGUUCAAUCGCCUAUGAGCCAUGCAAUGAGCAAUCGUUCCGUAUCGGCCCGAAUCGACCCAGAGAAUAUCCAAAUCCAUUAGCCUCCCCUUACUCCAGUUAUAAUGGUGCCUUUCCAUAUCAGAGUAAUCCAUAUCAGAGUAAUCCAUAUCCAAUUAAUCCGUUUCAAACUAACCCAUAUUAUCCAAAUCCAGCUCUAAAUGGUAACCCAAUAAUUGGACCCAAUGGCAUGUUGAUACCAAAUCCUUACGGAUCUAAUGGAAUUUUACCACCAAAUAGAAUUGUUUACGAUGCCAACGGGCAACCGGCUGUACUUUCACCAAAUGGCGUACUUACACCGCUUAACCCAAACGCCUUAACAGCACAAAUGAGUGGAAUACCUUUGACGGUGUCUACUAAUGGAGCUGAUGGAGUGGUUACACAAGCCGAUCCCGCACAAGAUCCAUCAAUGUUAAAUUCGCUCAAUGGUACCAGUCCAGACGUUGGAAAUUCAACGGAGUCAAUGACAAACGCAACAACAACAACAACCACAUCAACAACGCCAAUUCCACAAGACGAUGUUGAAGGAUCGGGUGAUGACGGUGAUGAUAAUAACCCUGAUGAUCGAGAUGACUUAACAUCGCUAUUUUCAAUUGGAUCAUUUAUAACUAGAGCCGCUUUAUUCAGACGUUCAAUUCGAUCAGUCCAACCGGCUCCAAUUCAUAACGAACGAAAAGCCCGACAAUUUUAUUCAACAUGUAACGAUCGCAUCACGUUACCGUGUAUCGUUGAAGAUUUUAUAUCGGUUGGCUCAGGUUCGCUGCCAACGUGUUCGCCUGUUCAUUGUGGUAAUUCGUUGUGUCCAGGAAAUGUUUCGCCUUGUCGUGUCGAAUCGACUGUUACACCAUUUGGAAUCGGCAUUCACUUUGGCGACGGAUUGAAUAAGGGAUUUGCCGAAGAAAAUAUUGGUGCUUGUAUAAGAUACAAACAACUGAAUUGUAUAUAAAAAAGAAUUGAAGAAAAAAAAA